GUCCAUGCAGGAAGGGAUAGGAAGUCAGUAACUCAUAAAAUGUGGGAGGCAGCAGAGGGUCUUUUGUUGGUUGUGGAGUAGAAAGAGGAAAUGAGCCGAGACCAGGAGGGGAAGAUAUGGUGACUUGGCCAUCACUGCUGACCCACCAUCAGGAGGAUGUUGUGGUUGGGGGUCGAAAUACCCAAUGAAGGAUGGUAACCACCUGAUGACUUCAACCCCUCCUAGCCAAGGCUGCGUUCACUUAAAGUGAAUGGUAACAUGAUGCACCAAAGGAUGUAUGUGUUAGAGAGGAUUCAUGUUAGCGUUAGCUCGUUGUUAGUGCUAGCUACAGCAGGCUGCAGAAGGGUUGUUUGUGACAGUUGUAAUUCCACUUUCCACCAGUAGGGCCAAGAAGCUGUUUAGUGUUACCUUAAGUGGAAGUUGAGACUUUUCUAGCAUUCUUGUAGCUUCAAUGUUAGCUCUGACUUUUUAAACCCACUUCGACUGUUUUGGCAGCAGCAGUGAAGCAGCUGCAGAUACCCCUCCAAAAAAGGGAAAAUUCAGGCCUAAAAACUUUCCCCUGACCUGUUUCCUCCAGACCAGCGUGCGCUGAGCUACUUUCAACAGCUUCCACAGCAAACACAAAUAUCCUGCUGCCUUUGGGGAGCCCACAGAGAGACAGGACACGUGGAGCUGAAGUGGGUGGAGUGGGGCACAUUUCAGGGGCAUGACUCACCACGGCGUGUGUGUGCAUGUGUGUGUGUGUGUGUGAGGGGUCAUGUGCAUGUGUGUGCCACACAGCGAGUUCACUGUUUAAGAGGCCCGACUUCAGCUGCAGCUGGUGACACAGACGUUUCCAUUCUUCACCUGGAGGACAGAAGCUGUCAGGCCUUUCAUCCAGCAUCCACCAUGGCCCGUCUGGAUCAGGUCAUCACAAGCAUCGUGAACAUUUUUAUUCAAUACGCCGACGACGAGGGCAACAAGGGCCAGCUAAACAAAGAGGAGCUGAAAAAGCUGCUGGAGCAGGAGAUUCAGAGUCCUGAGCUGAAGGAUAAAAUCAGUGCAAAUGACAUAGAGGAAGCCAUGGAAAUGCUGGACAAAAAUCACGACGGCGAGGUGAACUUCCGGGAGUUCUGUAGAUGCGUGAGCGACCUGGCGAAAUGCUACUACCACAAGCAGACGGGCCGAGGUGGCCGGAGAGGCAGGGGCAAAGGGCCGGAGGAGGGGCAGGGAGACUGAAGGAUGAUGAAGAAUAAAAAAACUCUCCUGUUGCACUAAAGUGUGUCUAAAUAAAUCAUCUCUGUGAAGUCUGA
Molecule: messenger RNA, 1292 nt
Organism: Nothobranchius furzeri (turquoise killifish)
Lineage: Eukaryota; Metazoa; Chordata; Actinopteri; Cyprinodontiformes; Nothobranchiidae
Gene: s100w
Product: S100 calcium binding protein W
Cellular component (GO): cytoplasm
Molecular function (GO): transition metal ion binding; calcium-dependent protein binding; calcium ion binding
Source: RefSeq, a predicted model, not a curated record